AUGUCCUCUGCCGACCCCGAUGAAGUACUACUUGAGAAUGAAUCUGAUGACGAUGAUCUGUGGGACGAGGUGGUUGUGCCCCAAGAACCUGCGCUAGUCCAAGCACCAACUGGGUACGACCAAUUGGAUGACCUUGAACCCCAAGCCGGCCCCUCGACGCGUCCAAACCUUGAGAUUACGCUCAAGAAGGCCAACAGCAAGACUGGGAAUGGUGGAGAACCCUCAGGAAUCAAGAAGACAAGUGUAGUGUCGCCCGCUGAGAGGCGCUUUCGCAUAGAUGUCCACAAGAUCCAUACCGUCGCCCUGCUACUGAAUGUGCGCGCUCGGAACAAAUGGCUCAACGAUGAGCUUUUGCGAGCGCGUCUCCUCUCCCUAACGCCCCUAUGGGUGCAGGACCAAUUCGCCAGCAUCCACAAGUCUCGCAUACCAGACUCCUAUAAACGCGGGACAAUGUUUGAGCUCGCCAUAACACGUCUCGCGGAGUGGUGGGCGCACUCGUUUUUCGAGGUGCUCGAGUCUGGUCACCUGCGUAGUCGUACGUUCGACGAAGUGCAGCAAUCGCUUGUCGCGAGGGGGUUCAUGGACUCAUCUCUGCUUCAUCCUGUGGAGCCUGACACGGAAGAGGAGACAGAAAAGGAGAGAGAACAGGCGAAGUGGAGGGGGAAAGCGAAGUGGCAACCGAAGCAGAAGAGCGCUAAGGCGAAGAGCAAGCAGAAAGCACCAGCACCUCCGCCAGACGUCGAUUGGUUCGAUUUCGUAGACAGCGACGAGGAAGUCGAAGUUGUCCGGACGGAGAAGAGCCUGAUGAAACAUGCCUUGCAGCGCUCAGGCAGCCGGGAUGUCUCUUCACAGCUGUUCACCGCAUUGUGCCGUGCUUUAGGGAUCCCUGCGCGUCUCGUCUGCAGUCUGCAAAGUGUCCCUUGGCAGGCGAGUAUUGGUCGACCAAAGCCUCCGACUAAACCCAAGGGGAAAGGCAAAGCGUCUGUUCCGGCUAAUGUGGACGAUGUCGGGAGUGACGGCGAUAUGGAACAAGUUCGUGCCGGAUCAUUCCCUGGCGAUGGUGUACGAUUGAAUGGUUCGGCGACGAAGGGAAAGGCCAAGGCCAAGGCUCCCGCUCCUCCCGCUAUCAAACUUCGUAAAAGUAAGGCGAAAGGGCAAAGGCUGGGUUCGACUCGACCCCAAGAACCUCCAGAUCCAUUGAGAACGCCGCCCAUCUUCUGGACCGAAGUCUUCAGCAAACCCGAUGGACGUUGGUUGCCAAUUGACCCUAUCCGCGCUCUUGUCAACAAGCCCAGACUAUUCGAUCCAUCCGCACCCAUGAAUAGUACCAAUACUGUGUCGUCCCGAAAUGUGCGCGUCGACAACCGUAUGCAAUAUGUUAUCGCCUUCGAAGAGGAUGGUUACGCCCGAGAUCUCACUGUGCGCUAUGCGCGAGAGUACGGCGCGAAGAUUGCCAAGUCACAAGCCGGAGGGAGAGGUCAGCAGCAAUGGUGGGAAGGAGCUUUGAGUUUCGUGACGAGACCGUAUCGCUUGAACCGAGACGAUCUUGAGGACGAAGAAUUGACGGCCAAACGGUAUCAGGAGCCGAUGCCAACGACUAUGACGGGCUUCAAGGACCACGCGCUGUACGUUCUCGAGCGACAUCUACACCAGGACGAAGUGAUCGCACCACACACUGCCGAGCUUGGAAAGUUUCGUGGCGAGUCAGUGUACCCACGAAGUAGUGUGUUGCAGCUCAAGACCGCGGAGAAUUGGAUGCGCCGUGGACGACAGGUUCGAGCCGGCGAACAAGCGCUCAAACAGGUCAAGCAACGCGCAAGCACGAUCAACAGAAAGCGCGAGCUUGAGGUAUUGCGAGAGGCUGGUGCAAGCGGAGACGGUGAUCCGAUGCAGGGUCUAUACGCCGAGCGUCAGACGGAGAUAUACAUGCCUAUCCCAGUCGUCGACGGAGUCAUUCCUAAGAACGACUUCGGUAAUAUCGAUCUCUACGUCCCUUCAAUGUUGCCACAAGGCGCAGCUUACCUCCCUUAUCGCGGCACAGCGAAGAUCGCACGCCAACUCGGAUUUGACUUCGCGGAAGCUGUAACGGGCUUUGAGUUCAGGAAAGCCCGGGCAAACCCCAUCAUCACUGGUAUAGUCGUCGCCGCAGAGAACGAGGCUGCCGUGCUCGAAGCCUAUUGGGAGUCCGAACAGGCUGCGGCGGAUAAGGAGGCGGAGAAACGGCGGGUUGCGGUCAUCAAGCGCUGGACGCGGUUGGUGCAGGGACUUCGCACGCGCGAGCGCCUACUGGCGCAGUACGGGAACAAGACUAAUAAUGAGGAGGGGUCACGCGCGAACAUCGUAACGAAUCCAGCAGAUGACAACGAGCAUGUUCCCGUUGCAGGCGGGUUCUUGACGCAGCCUGAUGACAUCGUGGCGGCUUACAAGCUACCCAAAAACUACUACACUGUGCCGGAGGAGGGGCCGCCGGACACACCUCUAUCGGUGAUCUCGCGGCUACAAGCGAGCGCCGGUCCUUCUACGCCAAUCGAUGAGAGCGGGACGCGCUCAACGACACUUUUCAUGGAAGAGAUCGAAGACGGAUUGCGGCAGCAAAGAGAGGAUCUACCCAUUGUACACGUUACCGCGGGGCCGAUUCUUUCGCUCGCCGAGCUCGCUGCGGCGAAUACGAACGGACAGCCCAGCGCGCCGGGAUCUCUGGACGAGGAAAGUGAUCUAUCUGAAGCGUCACUUCCGAAGGAUCAUGUAGCGGCGCGACCGGUGUCACAGCUUACUCGUUUGACGCGAGAGAGCAUGAGCGCGGGCGAGCCGGAGGCUAGCAGUCGUCCGAAGCGCCGCGUGGCGAGCAAGAAGCGCACACGGGGUGAUGACAGCCCGCCUGAGGCCUCUGACAGAGAGGCAGAGGCAAGACCAAAGACGCGAGCGCGUGCCCCGAAGCGAGUUAGAACACUGGCGGCACCACCUCUACCACGUUCGGAUCGUGUGCUCAGAACAAGGAGUGGGAAGAGUGCUGCUCAGCUCGAGCACGAACAAGAUAAAGUGUUACGAGAUGCGCUUGACGAUCUCGAAUAG
This is a messenger RNA of Peniophora sp. CBMAI 1063, 3072 nucleotides long. The record is from the annotation of a GenBank genome assembly. Lineage: Eukaryota; Fungi; Basidiomycota; Agaricomycetes; Russulales; Peniophoraceae.